Molecule: messenger RNA, 966 nt
Organism: Entrophospora sp. SA101
Lineage: Eukaryota; Fungi; Glomeromycota; Glomeromycetes; Entrophosporales; Entrophosporaceae
Source: the annotation of a GenBank genome assembly
AUGUCGCAGGCAAAGAUUCAAGUAGCAAUUAAAAAUAAAGAUAAAUCCGAGGAAGCAUUUUUGCAUUUCCAAAGGAUUACUACCUAUUUACAUAAGAAAUUCGAUAUAAUGAUUGGUGAACAAAGGGAAGAAAUUGAUUUAGGAAAAGGCUUUCAAGCCGAAUUUUAUCUGUAUUUGUAUGAUAAAAAUGGAAAUCCAAUAAACCAAGCUGACCUCGUGAAUGAGGGUGUAACUGCUAAACUGCAAGUAUUCGUUACCAAAAAUAGUGAUAAAUUUCCGGACAAAGUGAGCGAACUUACUUGCCGAUUAAAAGAAAUAAAAAAUUGUGAGCAAACGAGCGACGGAAAACUCAUAAUUACCGCUGAUGACCAAGAAAAGGAAAAAAUCCUAGACCGUAUUAAUAAUGUCAAUGGCAAACUUGUGGCAAACAAUUUUGAAAAUGAAAUCGGUGGCGACGGUCGUUUACUAGAAAAAGGUAGCGAUAUAAGAUUUAAAAUAGAAAAAGACCAAGCCGAUGGAAGAGGAGUUCGGUCCAAUCAAAGCUGGGCAAAAAGACAUCCAAAAGAUUUCUGGCAAAAUGAUCGAAAUCGACCUAAUUUGAAAUCGUCGGAUUCAGCUAAAUUUGAAAAAGGAAAUGCUAAAAUUUGUUCCUCCACAAACUACCAGCGAACCGAGAAAGUGGAAAGGAUGACAAAUCGGUUUAAUGAUUGGCGGUCCAAUUGUUCUUUUAGGAAUUAUUUUCCUUAUUUUCCACCGACAAAUCAAAGAUUGAUGAAGAAAAAGAAAAAUCUUAUCCUCAUUAAUGAAGAAGAAAGCCAACAAUUGAAUAAGCAAUACCGCCAAAAAGACUACCAAGCUGAUGUUUUAGCGUUUCCUUUUGCUCGUCUUUACCAGGAAAAAUUGGCUGAUUGCGAAGAUUUAGGCGACAUUUUUCUUUGCUAUCCUUUGAUACAAAAACAAACCUGA